Lichtheimia ornata is the source of this 2001-nucleotide messenger RNA. RefSeq names its product hsp70-like protein. NCBI's taxonomy places the organism in Eukaryota, Fungi, Mucoromycota, Mucoromycetes, Mucorales, Lichtheimiaceae. Bases 1 to 2001 code for a protein of 666 amino acids. The record is from RefSeq and is a predicted model, not a curated record. Gene Ontology annotation, molecular function: ATP hydrolysis activity; ATP binding; heat shock protein binding. Gene Ontology annotation, biological process: cellular response to unfolded protein; protein refolding. The transcript is spliced from 3 exons. Gene Ontology annotation, cellular component: cytoplasm; mitochondrion.
AUGUACAACUUGGCCAAGGCAUCUCGUUCUCGUCUUAUCCCCACUUUGGCUCGUAAGAAUGUGGGCAUCCUCUCGAACAUGUCCCGUGCAUACAGCUCUGGUGGUGUCCAGGGCCCCAUCAUUGGUAUCGAUUUGGGUACUACCAACUCUUGUGUCUCUGUGAUGGAAGGCAAGAACCCCCGUGUCAUUGAAAACGCUGAAGGUGCUCGCACUACCCCUUCCGUUGUUGCCUUUGGCAAGGAUGGUGAACUUUUGGUUGGUCAAGCUGCUAAGCGUCAGGCUGUUGUCAACUCUGCCAACACUGUUUAUGCCACCAAGCGUUUGAUUGGUCGUCAAUUCAAGGAUCCUGCUGUCCAAGCUGAUGUCAAGGCUGUGUCUUACAAGAUUGUUCCCCACACCAACGGUGAUGCUUGGGUUGAAGCUCAAGGCAAAAAGUACUCUCCUUCUCAAAUGGGUGCCUUUGUCCUUGGCAAGAUGAAGGAGACCGCUGAAGGUUUCCUUGGCAAGAAGGUCAAGAACGCCGUUGUCACUGUCCCUGCUUACUUCAACGAUGCUCAGCGUCAAGCUACCAAGGAUGCUGGUAAGAUCGCUGGUCUUGAGAUUCAACGUGUGAUCAACGAGCCUACUGCUGCUGCCCUUGCUUAUGGUCUCGACAAGUCCGGUGAUAAGACCAUUGCUGUUUUCGAUUUGGGUGGUGGUACUUUUGAUAUCUCUGUUCUCGAGAUCCAAAGUGGUGUGUUCGAAGUCAAGUCUACCAAUGGUGACACCGCCCUCGGUGGUGAAGAUUUCGAUUCUCACUUGGUGCGUUACGUCUUGGAAGACUUUAAGAAGGAAUCUGGUCUCGACCUUUCCAACGAUCGCAUGGCCAUUCAACGUGUGCGUGAAGCUUGUGAGAAGGCCAAGAUUGAAUUGUCCUCCACUGUGCAAACCGAUAUCAACCUUCCCUACAUCACUGCUGAUGCCUCUGGUCCCAAGCACAUCAACACCGUUUUGACCCGUGCCAAAUUCGAAGGUAUUGUUGGUGACCUUGUUCAACGUACUGUUCCUCCUUGUGAGAAGGCCAUGAAGGAUGCUGGUAUCAGCAAGUCUGAAAUUGGUGAUGUUAUCUUGGUUGGUGGUAUGUCUCGUAUGCCCAAGGUCAUUGACACCGUCAAGAACAUCUUUGGCAAGGAGCCUUCCAAGUCUGUCAACCCUGAUGAGGCCGUUGCUAUGGGUGCUGCCAUUCAAGGUGGUGUCCUUGCUGGUUCCGUUACCGAUAUCUUGCUUCUUGAUGUCACUCCUCUCUCCCUUGGUAUCGAAACCCUUGGUGGUGUCUUCACUCGUUUGAUCAACCGUAACACUACCAUUCCUACCAAGAAGGCUCAAGUCUUCUCUACUGCCGCUGAUGGCCAAACUCAAGUCAACGUUCGUGUCUUCCAAGGUGAACGUGAAUUGUGCCGUGACAACAAGCUCCUUGGUGACUUCAACUUGACUGGUAUCCCUCCUGCUCCCAAGGGUGUUCCUCAAAUUCAAGUUGAAUUUGAUAUCGAUGCCGAUGGUAUUGUCAACGUCAGCGCUAAGGAUAAGGCCACCAACCGUGAUCAAUCCAUGACUAUUGCUGCUUCUUCUGGUUUGAGCAAUGAUGAAAUUGAAAACAUGAUCCAACAAGCUGAGGCCAAUGCUGAGGCUGAUCGUGCUCGUCGUGAUACCAUUGAAAUGGCCAACCGUGCUGAUUCGGUCAUGACUGAGACUGAGAAGGCUAUGGAAGACUUCAAGGAGCAACUUGAUAAGGCUGAAGCUGAGAAGAUCAAGGCCAAGAUCACUGAUUUGCGUGAGGAGGCCAUGAAGGCUCAAUCUGGUGAUGUUGCCAACCCCGAAGAACUCAAGGCUAAGAUUGAUGAUCUUCAACAAAGCUCUCUUAAGCUCUUUGAGAUGGUUUACAAGAACCGUGCUGCUCAAGAUGGCGGUGAUCAACAACAACAACAAGGUGCUGAUUCCUCCAGCAACACCUCCAACCAGUAA